Cephus cinctus (wheat stem sawfly) is the source of this 4695-nucleotide messenger RNA. It is a transcript of the gene Clk, whose product is annotated as circadian locomoter output cycles protein kaput. Gene Ontology annotation, molecular function: DNA-binding transcription factor activity, RNA polymerase II-specific; RNA polymerase II cis-regulatory region sequence-specific DNA binding; protein dimerization activity. Lineage: Eukaryota; Metazoa; Arthropoda; Insecta; Hymenoptera; Cephidae. The coding region runs from base 859 to 2940 and encodes 693 amino acids. The transcript has 13 exons. Gene Ontology annotation, cellular component: CLOCK-BMAL transcription complex; nucleus; cytoplasm. Gene Ontology annotation, biological process: circadian regulation of gene expression; regulation of transcription by RNA polymerase II. The record is from RefSeq and is a predicted model, not a curated record.
GAAGUCAGAAAUCCUGGCCAAAAAUAUUUAAAAGUACUAAAAGUUGGCAUUAAAAAUAUAUAAAUUUUUAUCUUUGGAUGCUAACUUCCCAACGGUUAUAUGCGAUUGUUCUAAUUUUGUAACUGAAGGUAAAUGGACUAUCUUAUCGGCAGAUUGGAUGGUACGUAAUCCUCGGAGAGGAAUAUGGCGCCAUCAUGUUAUCUGGGUCGAUACACCGUGGUACAAAAGAUAAAUUAGAGACAAAAUGACGGGAAGCAUUCUGAUAAUGGCUUCCUAGUGACAUUUAUCAAUUCCUCGUUAUUGGCAUCAUCGUUGUGAAAAUCAUGUUGGCACUGCUGUUCCUCUUUAGUUUACAGUAUUCGUGUUCCAGUCAUUCCAAGUGCAUUCACUGUUAAACGGUGUAUCUCAAAGACGAAUAUCUGUCGGCAGUUACUGCAAGGAGGUCGGGCCUCAGUAAACAAAAAAAAAAUCAAAAAUCAAAAAUAACUACAAUUUGAAUCCCAUAAUUCUGUUUGAAUUUCCGGCGACCCAAUGGCAUAAAUAUCGAACGGGACGCUACAGUAAAAGAUUGCACGGCUAUCGAACGAUAAUUGCGAUUGAUGCACUGUGAACAAAAGAUGCAAGUGUUAUUGGGUCGAUUAUGACGUUUAUCGCGACGUCCAUUUUAUCACGCAUGAAUACGAUAUACAUAAUUACGAUCUCGUGAAAAGUGAUUGAACUUGUUGCCACAAUGACGAGUUUCAUUAGAAAAGGUUCAACCCGUCAUUCGGAUUUUUUAGAAUAUAAAUCAAAUUGCAUCAAGGUAAAAGACAGGAAGAACAAAGUUUAGUAAUUUUACUCGUACGAUCAAGCGAAACGAUGGAUGAUGAUGUCGACGAUAAAGAUGAUACAAAACGAAAAUCGCGGAAUCUCAGUGAGAAGAAACGCAGGGACCAGUUUAACAUGUUGGUGAACGAGCUGGGCAAUAUGGUGAAUUCAAAUGCCAGAAAAAUGGACAAGUCGACGGUACUGAAGUCAACAAUACUUUUUUUGAAAAAUCACGCUGAAAUUGCCGUGAGAUCCAGAGUUCAUGAGAUACAAGAAAAUUGGAAACCCUCAUUCCUCUCUAAUGAAGAAUUCACCCACCUGAUCCUCGAGGCAUUGGACGGAUUCAUUAUGGUAUUUUCAUCGGAUGGCCGUAUUUAUUAUGCAUCUGAAAGUGUCACAUCCCUACUUGGAUAUUUACCCAAUGAACUAUCAAAAUCCACUAUUUAUGAAAUAACCUACCAGGAUGAUCAGGCACAGCUCUACAGCAUCCUAAUAAACCACGAGAAUCCCGUGGACCAGAGUAAUAGACAAGAUAAUCAAAUCACCUUUACUUGCCAUAUAAAACGGGGAGGUUUAGAUUCUCAAGAAGAACCAGUUUACGAACUCGUUCAGUUUAUUGGAUAUUUUCGAUCGGAUACCGACACGAAUGUAGAUAAUUUGAUGCCCGGUAGCCAGUAUAGUGGUACUCAGGGAAAUGAUUCAAAAUUAGUUUUUGUAGGCACAGGUCGUCUUCAGACGCCACAACUCAUUCGCGAGUUAUCAAUGGUGGACAAUAGUAAAUCCGAAUUCACAUCGAGGCACAGCCUGGAGUGGAAAUUCUUGUUCCUGGAUCACAGAGCUCCGCCAAUCAUAGGGUACUUGCCAUUUGAAGUACUUGGGACUUCCGGUUAUGACUAUUAUCAUAUCGAUGACUUGGAUAAAGUCGUAAUUUGUCAUGAAUCUUUGAUUCAGAAGGGCGAAGGGACCUCAUGUUAUUAUAGAUUUCUUACCAAGGGCCAGCAAUGGAUUUGGCUUCAAACCAGAUUCUAUAUAACAUAUAACCAAUGGAACUCAAAACCAGAGUUUAUUGUAUGCAGUCAUCGAGUCGUCAAUUACAUAGACGUUAUAAAAUCAUUGCAUAAAAAUUUAGAAGUAAUUGACAACUGUCCAGAACGUGAUGCCAUCGAUUUGCCAUCAAAAAAUCAACAACAGGUGACUACGUCAUACCUCAGCAACGUGACAACCCCAUCCUGGUCAUCAAGUUCAUCCAAGGCAUCGAGAUGCGUCGCCGUAAGUCCCGGACCACGACAACAAGGCAGGGAAUCAGUGACUACGACAAUAUCUGCAGAAUCGCAAUGCUCAAGACAGUCCCACCAAACUCACAGUUUCCACCUCCGGACGAAUUCAACUCAGAACGUUGCUCUAAAGUCAGUGCGAAAAACUGAAGAUCAUCGUAAAACGGAAAUAAAUGAAUCAUAUUCAAAUUUGUUGGAUAAGCCUCAGUAUAUGACAACCAUACCUGUUCAGCCUAUAGUGUCUGCUGGGUUUGCAACAAUAGCACCACCUAUAAUCUCACCAUUACAAAUGCCAGAGCUUAUACAUCAGCCAAGUAUAGUAAUGACUCCGGCACAAAAUCAAAUUCAAGAUGAAUUGCAGCGUAAGCAUGAAGAGUUGCAACAAUUGAUUGUGCACCAACAAGAGGAGCUGAGAAGAGUAUCGGAACAAUUAUUUAUAGCAAGAUAUGGAAUUCUUUCACCAUUAUCGAAUGUUACCAUGCCAUACGCAACAUAUACAACAUCUCCUCAGGCUAAUCAGUGUAUCAGUGUUACUAGUAAUACUACAGGAAGACUGACGUCAUCUUGUAUUCAAGGAGUAAAUGUGCUUCCUGUACCAAUUACUCUUUCUGUACCAUUGGUUCCCCCUGAACGUUUGUCACACCCUCUUCCAGUUACAACGACUUCAUCAACUUCCAGCACCAAUACUUCAAAUAUGAAACCAAUGAUUCUAAAUUUGCAACAAGAACAGAGUCAAUUGAGUCAACAGGAACAACCAAGUCAGCAGGAGAUUGAGCAGGCAUCGCUUAUGUCUUUUCAUGUUUACCAACCAACAGAGACUGUUUAUACAACUAUGCAGCCUCCAGGCAAUGUACAUUAAAUAUUCAAAAACAAAAGAAAUCAAGUACCUCUGAUCGAUUAGCACUGAUGAAAUUAUGGACUGUGCAAUUGGCUCGCAAUGUGGUGGAAGUGUGAUUGAUUUUUUUCAUUGAUCUAAUACUAUUCUAAGGAAAUUAUCAGAACUAUAUCAUUUUUGUGAAAUUAAGAUCUAGGAACAGUGGUUUAUUUAUGUUUUGUGAUAAAGAGAACUAAAAUAACUGUUUGAGUGUGUAACAAUUCUGUGGCUGAAUUCGCGCAAAUACAUUUGCGGCACAUCUGUAUUCUUAAAUGAUUGUUAAUUGUGAAUCUUGUCACCUGCAAACGAUAACGUACCUGGUGUAAUGUUAGCACUUAAAGUAACAGUGAAGAGUUUGAAAUGCAUGUCGUGACUGUGAACGUUAUUUCCUGAUUAAAGUUUAUAUCGUUUUUCCAAAAGUGAGUAUGAAUAUGUACAUGAAUGGAAUAUUACCCCUAUCAUAAUGAAAUUGUUGUUCUCCGUCAGAUCAAAAACAACAGUAAAUGUUUUAAUAUAUUUUUUAGAAAUAUCAGAGCCAAUUAUUUAUCACGUUCAAAAUAUAGCACAUGUACUACUGACAAGAUAUACGUAAUAUGUUUAUAUCCACGUAUAUCUUGAAGUUAGCAUUCCAAAAAAAAGUUAAACUGUUACUUGGUACGACUAAGCAAUUCGUAGCAUGUUUUACGAUUAUUUAAAUAAUCCAGAAAUAUUUCUUUAUAACUUUAGUUCCUAAGUAGAUAACAUUUCAUGAGGAUAUUUUGACCAAAAAGUCCAUUGUACGAAUCAAUUACUUUGACGUUCCAAAAAAUGUAUAAAAUAUUUUAUAUGUUGUAAGGAUCAGAAACGCGGCCGUAAAAACUAUGAUUGUUAAACCUGUUUUUUAUAACUAUCAAAUUUUUGUUCCAAGUAAAUUCUAAAAUAAUUAUUUAUAUUUUGUUGUGUACAGUUCCAAAAAUAGAAAUUGAUAUGUCAGUUCUCACCGACUGUGAAAUAUUGAUAGAAUUAAUCAUACUGGUUACUGGAAGAGAGAAAAAUGGAGCGUGUAUAUUUUAUACGCGACUAGGUAAAAACUAUUUGAAUACCUAUUUCAUAAAAACCAUGUAAUUUAAUACCGGGAACAACCACUUCAGUGCCACCUUAAGAUAAAAAACGCGAAUUGUCUUCUUGUAUGUUUUGUGUUAAUUAUAUACACCUGAGUUACUUCAUGCUAAUCAAGAAAAUUGUUAAUCUAUUUAUGUAAUUAUCCACAUGAUAAUCCAAAAUUGUAUAUUUUGUUAUUAGGGCAAUGUUGUAUAAUUUAUAUGUACAAUAUAUACAUAAUAGAAAUGAAUCUAUCAUUUACAACAAAUGGGCAUCUCUUACCACAUUAAACCUCUUAUCAGAAGCCAUAAAGAGUGGGGAGGAUCCUCUGUUUGGAGAAUAGACAUGUACCGAUAUUAAACAUACAAAAGACAUUUGACUUGAGAUAAAUAUUUAUAAUAAAUGAUUUUUAUUUUGAAAUUAAUCAUAAUGAGGUUCAAAAGAUACUAUAUUAUUUGAUAUUCAUGUUUUGAGGAUUGAAAUGGUUAGAGAUAGGUUGACAAAUCAAUAAUUGAAAGAUGUUAAGAAUGAUCUUUGUAAGAAGAUGUUAUUAUUUUAAUAUGAAACACGAUACUUACUUACAAUUACUAAUCCGAUACACCGUUGAUGUAUCACCGUUGACUACCAGUGUAUAACAAUAAAUCUGUUUUCUUUCUUAAA